AUUUUGAAGCGUCUGAUGAAUAUGAUGAAAUUGACAAGACAUUUUUCAUUCUUUGGACUUUUUGUUUAGCUUUUUCAUUACAUUUUGAUACGCAAAUUCAUUUUAAUGUAACAAUGCACAGCAUGUAAAUUUUACCACAAUGAAUAUAUCAAGCCUCUGCCAAAAGAACACAGUCAUCCAAAGAUGUCUUUGCUCCAUGUUUGGAUUAAAUGGAAAGAGGCAAUUGCUUACUUACCAAUUAUUUAAAACCGUUGAAAAACAAAAGUGUGCAAAGAACUUAAUUCUAGGACGAUUCAAAUCUUCCCUUUUUACAAGUGACAGAGACACAAAUACAAGCAACUUUCAAUAUGACCAUGGUUUAGAAAAGAAGUUGAUGGAUACCGAAGAGCUUGAAAGAAACUUACGACUCAGAAGCUGCAGCAUUGACGUUGAUAAGUUGAAAGAUGAUUACAGCAACCUAUGCAAGCUGGAAGCUGAACGAAAUAGAAUUGAGACGGAGAGAGCGAGAGUGGCACAACAUAUUGCCAACAUUGUGAAACACAUGAAAGAAGAUAAGACCAAGUCAAAAGAAAUUGGUGAUAAGAUGAAGAAAUUGAAAAUAGAAGGAAAGAUAUUGAAAGAAACACUAAAAGACGUUUUAAAUAAAUUAUGGGCCGUAGAGGAAAGAGUGAUGUACACUGCUUUAUCUCUGCCUAAUUCAACUCUGCCAGAUGUGCCUGUUAAUGAGGAAAAUGUAAUCGAGGAACAUUUUACAGAUGCCUGUAUCCAGGUUGAUACAGACCACCUCAAUGUUCUUGAGCAGUCCAACAUGGUCAAGUUGAGCAAUGUUGGAGCAAAAGCGUACUAUCUGACUGGUCAACUGGCAGUGUUGGAGCAAGAGCUAAUAAGCCAUUUUAGCUCCAGUCUUAGACAACAGGGUUUUCAGCUCAUUCUAGCUCCUGAAAUAUUCAAAGCUCCUGUGGUGGAAGCAGGAGGUUACAAUCUCCUGGAUCCAAGCUCAAUAUACAGAAUGCAGCCUAAGCAUGGAACCAGUCCCUCGGACUGGGACCAAGACUUCAUGUUUCUCAGAGGGGCUUCACAUCUUUCCUUUCUUGCCUACUAUGCACGAAUGAUGAUCAACUCUUCUGACCUCCCACAGGAAAAGUUCAUUGUUGGCAGAAGUUACAAACCAGAAUCAGAAGACUGCUUUAACGGCCUCUAUGGAGUGUUACAGACAGUACAGGUUAGUGCAUGCGGUCUCAGUGAAAGUUCAAGCCAGAGCAUGGACAUACAGGCACGCUUUCUUCAAAUUCUUACUGACAUCUAUGCUGAUCUUGGGCUUUCAUUCAGGAUAGUGUCAAUGCCAGUGCCAAGUCUGAAGGUUCAUGAACAAAGUAGACUGGAAGUUCAGAUGUGGGCUCCAACGCUUCACAAAUAUUUAAAGGUUGGUUCCGUCUCUAUUCAUGGUGAUUAUUGUUCUAGUCGUCUCAUGAUCAGAUGUUCACAGAAAAGUCUGAAAGACUCACACCCAGUGCAUAUGGUUUAUGCAGAGGUGGUUGAUAUUACCAGGCUAGUUGCUAUAAUGUUGGACAGUUUUAACACGGUGAAAACGUGAGAUGUAGAAUUUUAUUAAGAAAUGUAUCACAAUAUAUUGAUGGCAUCAAAACAUGUUCAACAAGCUCUGCUAUUUAAUGUUGUUUUUUUGAAAAGCAAUAUAUAAAUGCAAUACAAUAAAUAGUGUUACAUAUUCUUUGAAAAGAAAACAAAAGAGUUUAAAACGCAAAUGAGGGUUGGAGGGAUAUGUGCAUAUUUGUCAACAUUUUUGGAGAUAAUUUGUUUAUCUCCCGUCACUGUAAUCGAAAGGCUUCAUUCUGUAAAGCUAGUAAGUGGCCUUUUCAGCAGUUAAACAGUGUUUGAAGAACAUAGAGAUGAAAUCCUAUUAUUGCUUGAUCGAAGCUGACGCAUAAUUAAUAUCAUCGCCACUCAGCAGAUUUUCAUCUGUAAAACCUGUGGCCAUGUACGCGGUUUGAGAAUUUGCAGAGUCCUAGAAAAUAUAUUCACAGUAUUGAAGUGUAUCAUGACUGCUGCACAAAUAGUGUUUCUUAUUGUCAUAAGGCUGGAUUUAUAACGAGAAGCUGUCUUCCAAAAUACUAUUUCAAGUGAAAUACGUUAAUAAUAUCGAAGUAUAGCAUGAUCUUGGUACAUGAAAGGUUCAAGCAGGCUUGAUUCACAACAGAAACUACCAUUCCAAACACACUUACAAGUGAAAUAUGUUUACAGUAUAAAGUGCACGAUGACUUUGGUGCAGGAUAGGUGUUUCUGAUAUCGCCACAAGGCUGCAUUUACAACGAGAAACUACCAUUGAAAAUACACUUUCAAGUAAAGUAUGCUUACAGUAUAAAGUGGACAGUGACUUCGAUGCAACUGAUGAAUUUGUUACAUAAAUGGUUUAAGAUUUACAACGGUUUAACUACCGUUCCAAACACACUUACAAAUGAAAUACGUUUACAGUAUAAGGUGCACAAUGACUUUGUUGCAUGAUUAGUGUUUCUAGAAUUGCCACAAGGCGGAUUUACAACGAAAAACUGCCUUUCAAAACACACUCUGAAGUAAAAAAAAUAACACUAUUCAAGUUUAUCAGCAAAUGGUGCAAGACUUGUGUUAGAUGUCUGGAUUACCCAUGGGAAACUCCCAUCCAAAAUAUACGUUCAAGUGAAAUAUGUUAUAAUAUAGUACAAGUAUUGAGGUGAAUCAGAACUUUUGUGCAUGAAUAGUGUUUCUGAAAACACCAGAAGGCUUGAUUUUUAAAUGGGAAACAACAAAUACAGUUUUAAGUUAAAUCUUUUGGAAUUCACUGUUUUCAUUCUUUUGAUGUUUUGUCGUAUGAUCGAUAUCGAGUUUGGCAUAUCUGAGUAAAUUUCGAAUAUGUUUGAUGCUUAGACAAGUUUCAUCAAAUAAAUGUACAAUGUGCUUCUGUUGUGGGUUUUACAAAAAGGUGCAUAACUGCAUGACUUGUGUAAGAUGUCUGGAUUACCCAUGGGAAACUCGCAUUGAAAAUAUACUUUCAAGUGAAACAUGUUAUAAUAUAGUAGUAGUUUUGAGGUGAAUCAGAACUUUUGUGCAUGAAUAGUGUUUCUGAAAAACCAGAAGGCUUGAUUUUUAACUGGGAAACAACGAAUACAGUUUCAUUUUUUGCCGUAUGAUCGAUAUCGAGUUUGAGAUAUCAGUCAAUUUUGAGUAUGUUUAAUGUUUAAACAAGUUGUUUUUUUUCCAUCAUAAUAAAUGUACAGUG
Molecule: messenger RNA, 3271 nt
Organism: Mya arenaria
Lineage: Eukaryota; Metazoa; Mollusca; Bivalvia; Myida; Myidae
Product: serine--tRNA ligase, mitochondrial-like
Exons: 14
Coding region: 140-1594 (484 amino acids)
Biological process (GO): mitochondrial seryl-tRNA aminoacylation
Cellular component (GO): mitochondrion
Molecular function (GO): ATP binding; tRNA binding; serine-tRNA ligase activity
Source: RefSeq, a predicted model, not a curated record